AUGGGUGACAUGGAGCGUGAUCAUGGCAUUAAGCUAAAAUACGAUACAACUCUGAGGUCUCAAAACGCCGCCUACGACUUCAUUUAUGGAGAUCAUAAGAAAUCCUGGGAACUUUUGCCGGCGUGUUUUCAUAUGUCGAUGAAGGAAAAUCCUGGAACAUCGGCAUACAUUGAGACUGAUAAAGAUGACGUGUUUGAGUAUGCUUUCAUUUCUUUUAAUGCGUCUGCAGGCUUCCUCAGUUAUUGUCGGCCUGUUAUUGUGAUUGACGGUACGCAUUUGAAGGGUAAGUAUAAAGGCAUCUUAUUUGUAGCAACUACAAAGGACGGAAAUGAACAAAUUUUCCCUUUGGCAUUUGGUAUCGGCGAUAAGGAAUGUUAUAGUGCGUGGAUGUGGUUUCUCCAAAAGCUUCGCUCCACUUUCGGAUGUCCGGAAAAUUUAGUAAUUGUUUCUGAUCGCCACCCGAGCAUAAAGUCUGCUAUGGAGGUUGUCUACCCUGAAGCCGUACAUGCCAUAUGUUCCUACCACCUUCGAUAA
Striga hermonthica is the source of this 534-nucleotide messenger RNA. NCBI's taxonomy places the organism in Eukaryota, Viridiplantae, Streptophyta, Magnoliopsida, Lamiales, Orobanchaceae. The record is from the annotation of a GenBank genome assembly.